Messenger RNA from Orycteropus afer afer, 1542 nucleotides. RefSeq names its product probable C-mannosyltransferase DPY19L2. Gene Ontology annotation, cellular component: nuclear inner membrane. The annotation marks the transcript as partial. The record is from RefSeq and is a predicted model, not a curated record. The transcript is spliced from 15 exons. NCBI's taxonomy places the organism in Eukaryota, Metazoa, Chordata, Mammalia, Tubulidentata, Orycteropodidae. Gene Ontology annotation, molecular function: mannosyltransferase activity. Gene Ontology annotation, biological process: spermatid development.
GUAAUCAUAGCCAGCUGCUAUCGCACACUCAUGGGAAUAAUGAAUUUAUUUGGAUUAGAAACUAAGACCUGCUGGAAUGUCACCAGACUAGAACCUCUAAAUGAAAUUCAAAGCUGUGAAGGUCUGGGAGACCCUGCUUGCUUUUAUGUUGGUGUGAUUUUUAUUUUAAAUGGAGUAAUGAUGGGAUUGUUCUUCAUAUACAGUACAUACCUGAGGAAGGUUACUAGAGCUAAUAAGUUAUCUCAGCAAAGUUACAGGGUACAAGAUCAACAUGCAAAAAUCAGUUGUAUUUCUAUAUACUGUACUGAACAGUUUAGAAAGGAAAUGAAGAAACCUAUCUUAUUUAAAAUAGCAUCUGAAAGAAUAACAUAUCUAAGAAUAGCCUCAUUAUUUCCCAUGUAUGUUGUGGGGUACAUUGAGUCAUACAAAUUUCAGAAGAUCAUUUAUAUGAACAUGAUUUCAGUUCUGCUUUGUUUCAUUUUAAUGUUUGGAAAUCCAAUGUACUUAUCUUCUUAUUAUUCCUCAUCUUUGUUAAUGACAUGGGUUAUAAUUCUAAAGAGAACUAAAAUUCAAAGAUUGGGAGCAUCUGAACUCAACUUUUGGCUAAUUCAAGGUUGUAUUUGGUGGCUUGGAACAAUUAUUUUGAAAUUUUUGACAUCUAAAAUCUUAGGCGUUUCAGAUCAUAUUCGCCUAAGUGAUCUUAUAGCAGCCAGAAUCUUAAGGUACACAGAUUUUGAUACCUUGAUAUACACCUGUGCUCCUGAAUUUGACUUUAUGGAAAAAGCGACACCACUGAGAUACACAAAGACAUUAUUGCUUCCAGUUGUUGUGGUGAUUACUUAUUUAAUCUUUAAAAAGAUCGUUCGUGAUAUUCUGUGUGUCUUAAGUAAAAACACUUAUCUAAGAAAACAGCUCCUUGAAAAUGGUGAGCUGGUUUUUCACACUUUGCAGUUGGUAGCAUUUACUGCCCUUGCCAUUUUAAUUAUGAAGCUGAAGAUGUUUUUGACACCUCACAUGUGUAUUAUGGCUUCCUUGAUUUGCUCUCGACGGCUCUUUGGCUGGCUUUUCAGCAGAGUUCGUUUUGAGAAUGUUAUCUUUGGCAUUCUAACUGUAAUGUCAAUACAAGGUUGUAUAAAUCUCCAUAAUCAAUGGAGCAUAAUAGGAGAAUUUAAUAAUUUGCCUCAAGAAGAACUUAUACAAUGGAUCAAAUACUAUACCAGACCAGGUAAUCAGCUCUUUGGUUAUAUAUGUAUACCCACAUUUAGGGCCCGGACAAAAAUAGUUUAUUCUGCAUAUAGUCGAAAAUCCGCCAGAGAAGUGAGAGAUAAAUUGUUGGAGUUACAUGUGAAUUAUUAUAUUUUAGAAGAGGCGUGGUGUGUUGUGAGAACUAAGCCUGGUUGCAGUAUGCUUGAAAUUUGGGAUGUGGAAGACCCUUCCAAUGCAGCUAACCCUUCCCUGUGUAGCAUCUUGCUUAAGGAUGCGAGGCCUUACUUCACCACAGUAUUUCAGAACAGUAUGUACAGAGUACUGAAGGUUAACUGA